ACUUAAUGAUAUCUUAAGAGAGUUUUAUUACACAAUAAGAAAUCAUGAUGGAAAUACCUACAGUGUGGCAAGCUACAAGUCAAUGCGGGCCGGCUUAAACCGGCAUCUCAAAAUGCCACCUUAUAAUCGUCAGAUUUGCUUAAUGAAGGACAAAGAGUUUGCUAGUGCAAACAUGGUGUUUGUGAGCGUGCUGAAGAUGCUGCGCAUGCAGGGGAAGGAUGAGACUCACCACCAUCCUCCUAUAGCUGCUGAGGACUUGCGUAAGAUUAAACAAUCUGGUGUGCUGGGUUUGCACAGUCCACUGGCACUCGUCAACAAGGUGUGGUUUGAUUUGCAGUUGCACUUUGCCAAGAGAGGGAGGGAAAUUUUGAGAGAUCUGGCUCCGGAUGCAUUUGUUGUUGAGAAGGACAAGAAUGGGCGUCGCUAUGCUAUGUUUAGGUAUCCUGGCAAAGGAAAAAAUGGAGAAGAUCCUCAUAAAAUGGGUAAAAUGUAUGAUAUGCCAGGUGACCCAAACUGUCCUGUUUUUUCACUGGAACUUUAUUUGUCCAAGCUGCCUCCAGAACCCCCUGCCUUUUAUCUGCACCCCUUAAAGCUAACAUCAGAGCAAAUGCAAGAGCAGCCUGUCUGGUACAAAAGAGAACCAAUGGGUGUGAACUACCUGGGUACCAUGAUGCCCAGGAUAAGUAUGGCAGCCCGGCUCUCUCAGCGGUACACCAAUCAUUCUCUCCGAACUACCACCAUUCAGCUACUCUGUGAAGCAGGACUGGGGCCUAGAGAAAUAAUGGCAGUGACAGGCCAUCGCUCCGAGUCUGCUAUUAGACACUACUGGGGAUCUGCAGAGGUUCGCUACAGGGCCUGGUCAGAUGUAAUGGAAAAUAAUGCCCCCAAUUACCUAUAUAGCAAGAUCCCAAAUGAAGUGAUAAAAGAAUCACUGUCUGGUGCCUCCACCUCUUCUGUAAAACACGUUGUUCUAGAACAAAACAAAAUUUUAUUCCCUGCGAAAUCAGUGGUGCCACCUGGCAUUAAUUCUGUGGCUUUAGUCCCCGAGGGACACCCAGCUCUAAAUUGCAAAAGCCCUGUCCUGUUGAAUCACAGUUCUUCCAAGGUGUUUCUCCCCAAGAAUGUGACCAGUGGGAACCUAACUGCCGGUCCCCUUCAAGGCUGUUGUAACAAACCUGUCUUUAUAAAGCGUGUGAUAAAACAAGAACCAAUGACUUGAUGCUUCUGUAAUGGAACUGAUUUCAAAUUAAUUGCUAAAAUGAAAAAAUUAUCAGAUUUGUUUUUUCACUUGGUCUGCUAAAGAAAUUUCUUAUGGUCUAGUUAAGCAAGAAGAAUCCUGUUCACAUUCAUGAUGUGAGCUAUGGAACAGAAAAUUAAACAGAGCGGGGCUUGGAGUUUGUAUGACUUUUUGUGGCAACUGGGACUCUUUAGGUGGCUGAGCAGAGCUAUUUUAAAAAUAUUAAAGGGAAAUAUUGAUUUCCAUUUAGCUGAAGAUGUGCUUUCUUCACUAAGAGUGUGGGUUUUAUAUUUUGUGAGGAGUGUAUUUAUCAUACCAUUUUGUGCCUGCUGGCACUGAUGUAGCAUCUUACAAAUCAAAUACUUGAUUACUGAAGAGCACCAAGAAGGUGGAAGCUGAAUUAAAUAGAUGCAGAUGCACUACAAAUAUAUACAUAUUCAUGAAAACACCUGGAAUUGCUUGACCACUGUUGCCCUCUGUUCAAAUUGUUAUCACACCUACCAGAGGAUUGUGCCUUUAUUUUUUUUUCCAUUCCUCUAAAUUGAUUCCUCUCUGUGAGCUGCAGAUUUGCAUUGCAGGUCUUUCCUUUUCCUAUUUAAUAUUUUGGCUUAAGAUUUCAGUUAUUCGGUUCUCCAGAGGCACCGUUUGAUAUGCAUGGUAUUAAAAUUAGGAUCUCUUCAGUUCUGGACAGGUUUGUUGCUUAAAUGGCAGGUAAUUAGAGUCCAAGUGUUGUCUCUGUGCAUGCAAAAGGUUUUUUUGUAUUUCCUCUCACCCACGCCUUCAUUACAUUUCACAUCAUCUUUGCAGUAUAAUCUUUGUCAGUAUAGUAUAAUUCACAAGAGGUAUGUCCUGUUCUUCCCCACUGAACCCUAUCCAGAUAUUUUUUUUGGUUUUAACUUCUUCAGAGUAGUAAAUUGAUCCUGUCAUUAAAUUUCUCAUAGAUCUUUACAGAUUAGAAAUUCUCAGGAUAGUGGAUAUAGGAAUAAUAAUUUUUGUCAGAGAUUCUAACAAAUAAGAGAUCUUCCUGUAAAUAAAAACAGAAAACUGAUCAUAGGAUUCACAAGUUAUGGUAGGUCCACUUUGGAAGAAGAAACAGUGGAGCGUUUAAACUUUUCCAUUAUAUUAACUGAAUGAAAUAAGAAUUGCUUUGUCCUUUUCAAAUGUGUGUACACACGUGCACCACAUGGUUUAUCACACUAAGGACUUCACUGGAAGUGUUUAUGUUGCUCAGCAAUGGACAAAAAAGAGAAAAAUCUCAGCUGAAAUGACAGAUUGACCAUGAUAAAUUCUUAAUUCUGUGGAGAACUUCCUUGCUGGCAUAAGCUUUCAAAUAUUGGAUGAGAUUUAUCGCUCUAUUAUAGUGUAUAGUCUACACAGACACUGCUAUAGUCUGCACAGAGGGCUUGAUGCCUGAACUUCUGAGUUUUUAUCUUGGCUGAUAAUGUUUGCCUUUGUGGCCUUGGGUAGGUUACUCAUACUUAAUGCAUCCAUUUUCCAAAGUGUAAGACUAGCACAAUCCUCCAUUUUCUGAUGGAUCGUGUUAACAAUUAAAAAGUUUUAAAAGUUGUGUAGUCAUCUUGUGUAUUAUAUUUACAGUCACUUUUAUUUGCUGCUGUUACAAUGAUUGAGAUCAUUGAUCAGAUGUAAUUGUUAAUACAAAAAUUAUUUCUGCACAGUCCUGUACUUCCUUAGUUGCAACAUUAAUUUACAGCGUCAGUGACUAGAGGAAAGAAAGCAUGGAUCCAGAAUUAUAAUUUUGUCAAGCCUAAAAUAAAUAGAAAUGGUAAAGAAGUAAUCCUUUCUAAUGGCUAGAUAGAAGAAAAAGUGAAAAAACAAAGGGCAAAAAGUUCUUACAAUAUGCAAGAACUUAUUCUAGAUAUAUAGUCUAGGUAUAUAUUUAGGGUAACACGGAUUUCCAAAUUUUAGGGAUUCAUAGAAUUCAUAAUUCAGCCACACUGGCAAAUUUAAUUUCUUGUUUGAAGAAAUUCACCCUAAACUUUCACCAGGAUGGGUAUGUAUUACUUUCCACCCCAGAAAAUACUCCUGUCUUUUUCUCAGGUAGUUGCUUCUUCCAGCAUACUGGCAUUGUACAUUUAUCCUGCAGAAACAAGUAAAGUAUGUUGCCAGAAGACUAUUCUUUUUUGUUCCCUCUUGCUGUGUACUGUGGUCAUACUGAGCACAUGCCCUGCUCUGGUCCUAACUGUAUCUGGGUGACUUACUGUAACAGCGUAUUGCUGCUGGCUUCGUUCUUUAAUACAAAUCUACUCAGUGAUUGAAAUAGAAAAAGAGAAUAUUUGGCCAAUUUUGGCAUGUCUCUGAUUCUUUUUUAUUAUCAUUUGGCUUCUAACUUGACUUCCAUUGUGUUGGCCUAUAAUUGGGUAUUUUUGGAUUCUCAUUUGUUAAAUUCUAAUUCUGUUGGCACCAACUAUACAGUGUCCUCUUGCUACCUUCAGUUUGAACCUGAUGCUUCAAAGCUACUGACUGCAGUAUUACUAGCUUCUGGUUUUUUGUAUGGGAGAGGGUUUUUUUUAAUGAGAAAAGUAUUCCUAGUUUGAGCUGGAAGUAUUGCUUCAUAAGAACUGGGGUCAUUGUUCACUAAGCUUUCCGUUAAUAUUCGAAUUAAUUCUUAUUAAUGGAACAUGUUUCUAACCUUCCAGAACUGAAAAAUCUUUCUCCUGUUUCCCCUCCCACCUCUAAAGUGUUAAAUGAAUCUUUCCUACAUGUAUUUUGUUUCUAGAAAAACUGAAGCAGACAAACAGAAUGGGUGUUUUGCUGCUUUUGUAAAGUCAAUUUUGGGUGUGCGUACAGUAAUACUGGGAGCAGGGGGUCAAGUUUCAAGUCAGUUUUAUUCAUUGCAGUACAGGUUAUGCUUUGUGAACAUCGUGAAUUGUAUCAAAAUGGACAUGAAUUGUACUCCUCAGUCACAGUAUCAGCAGGGAACCUCAAACAGCAAGAUAACAGUUUCCUUUUUUCCUAUUAUUUUCUCACUGUAAGUGAACCUGGUUGGUGAACCACCCGGUUAAGUACAGUUUGUUUAUCUAAACUUAAAUUUAGACUUUGACUGUAAACUUGGUGCAAAAUUGUUAAUCAUCAUUUAAAAUUCACUUUAAAAAUCUGAAUAUAACAAAUAUUCUUUGAAAGAAAUUUAUCAUCUAUCACUCUUGAAUUUUCUAAUUAGAUCUUUCCCUAAAAUAAGACUAUUUCAGUUGCCAAAAAAAACCCCAGCACUUAAUCUUGCCUAAAUCAACUGAAUUAAUUUUUUAAGUACUGGCAGCUAUGUUAUUGAUUAAAUUCCAUUUCCCUUGAUGGGGAUGACUGAAAACAGUGGGGAAUGACUGGAACCUUAAUAAUACAUCCAUACAUUUAGGUUUGCGUCUCAUUUUCAUAAUUCAGCUUCGGUACUAGUGAUGUGAAUCUAGGACUUGUUUUCUGUGUGUGUUUUCCUGUUAAGUUUGAAAAUCUCGGCUGUUACUUCAAGGGGUACCCUAAUUACUUUUUGUUUUUAUGAAUUUGGCACAAUAUCUGAGAGUAUGUUAAAUUUUCUUUAAUCUAUGCAUCUUUUCUGUACCGUGUGAAGAGCUCCUUUGUGCAGUGUCAAAUACUUGAAGGCACUGAAAGGAUGCUUUGAAAUGGAAUGUGUUUUGAGGUUUGUUGUGGUUUUAGUCUGGUAUAUUUGGUUAUCCUGAACUGUACAGUUUCUCAGUAAUUGCUGUUUAGGGGUCAGUAUAGUCAGAGUUUCUAGUAAGCAGCUUGGAGAUAUGGUUUUGCUGUAUGACUUUCUCCUAUUCUGCAUUCCUCUGUUUCUUACUCCAAGAGGAGUGGCCACAGGGAUGUGGGAGGGGGCAUCUUACUAUGUUUGUAUUAGUCUGUUAUUUUCACCUUUUCCUGCAUACACAGAAAUUUAAGAGUUGUUAUUCAGUCCCAGACAUUUUACCAACAGCCAUUCCAGUGCCUGGGGUCCUAGAGUUGCAUUUCUGAAGACAUGACAAGCACUUUUAAUGUAUUGGGGUAAAUAUUAUUGUUACAGAGGCAAAGGCAUCUUUAAUUAUAUAGCAAAUCUUUAGAACGGUUUUUCAAGUAUUUUAGUAUGUAUCCCAGUUAUAGAUACAGGAUUUAUAUAUAUUAUAUAUAAUAUAUAAAUAGAGCUAUGGUAUACUGAGAGAAUCUAUGAAAGCAGCUUUUAUUAUAUUGUAACAUAAAGUAAGAGUGAACAAAUUUGAACAGUAUUGGAUGUGUUAAAAAUGGCUGGCCUAAGUCAAUCUUCAAGAAUGAUUGCAUCAUAUUUAUUAAAGCACCAGGUCAGGUGAAUAGUCUUUUUUCCCCUGUUUCCUACUCCAGGUGCACCUUAUCCUCUUAUGGAGUAAACCAUUUUUUCAGUCUAAAUUUAAGCUGUGCAUUUCACUUUUCAGCUAAUAUUAGUUUUUUAAAUUGAAGUCUGCAGUGUGCUAUCCAUUUCCUGUUGUUUUUGACAUACCUUGAUUUGUUUGGUUGAACUGCAGUUUAAUUUAAGCUUUUUGCUGACUGUUGGAAAUCCAUCUGGUAAAACGUUAAUAAAGUACAUUUAUAACUCCUAUUCCCUUACUUUGCAAUGUGUAUUAAACUCUGUGAAUGUCUCUUCGGAAAUGUGAGCAAAGUAGAUAUGUCAGCUUACAGUUUAUAAGUAGCUAUUAAUUCUAUGUUGUUGUAGCAUUAUUGAUGAAUAUGUUUCCUUGCAUUUCAUGGUUUUGUCACUGAAAAUAAAUAUAUAAGUAUGUAUGUAAAA
Messenger RNA from Pseudopipra pipra, 5999 nucleotides. RefSeq lists its product as uncharacterized. NCBI's taxonomy places the organism in Eukaryota, Metazoa, Chordata, Aves, Passeriformes, Pipridae. Gene Ontology annotation, biological process: DNA integration; DNA recombination. Bases 83 to 1219 code for a protein of 378 amino acids. The record is from RefSeq and is a predicted model, not a curated record. The transcript is spliced from 2 exons. Gene Ontology annotation, molecular function: DNA binding.